AUUUUAAAAAUAGAUAGAAACCCUAAUCUUUGGCUUCUCUCAAACAACUUUCCAGCCGCCACCCUCAAAAAACCCCCAAACCACCAGAUCUAACAAACAACAAUCCAAAUUCCACCCGAUUCUCUGAUCUCCGGCAAGCUUGAACACCGACCCAGAAAACCCAACCAAAAGCCACCACAAACCACCAAAGAUCAGCCAACCGAAACCCCAUCCCAUUACUCCAUUUUCUCAGACCCCUCACCCUCUUGUUUUCUACCUCACGCAUAGCUACUCAACCAGCGAGCCUUCGAGUUCGAAGCUCGCAACCAGACCCCUAAACGACCCCAUCUAUUUUCCGUUUUCCGGCUGGCUCCAAGCCAAAACAACACUGCUGCGACCAGCAGCUUGUACCAGACCCCUUCCCCUUUUGAUUUUUUGUUUGUUUUGCAGUGAACCAGAAGCUCCAACAGCGGUGGACAACAACCAAGCUCCGACGACAGCGAACCCAAGCCAGACCCAGCAUCAACGGAUCUCAAAACCACAACCAGCUCUAAUCUUCGCUGCCACCUGCCAUCUCCUAUCACCCUUCUUCCCUCCGUUUUGCGGUACUCGGAGUUGCUUCCCAUUGAAGCUAUUCGAACAAUAUUUUUGAUUCAUUAUUGUGUAUUAUUGACGAUAGGACCGAAAGGAGUAUCUUCGAGACUUUGAAGUGGGUACACCAAAUUUGCCUGGAGUUAUAAAAGUGUAGAGAAAAACUUAUUGGGUUUAUUUAAACUUGUAGAGAAACAAGGAGGAGGAAAAAAGACCUAUAAGGGUCAAACUGCUCUUUUAGAUAUUAUCGAUCAAGGAAAAAAGUUGGAUCACACAUUAUGGAUCCAGACAUGUACAAUGCUGCAAUGAAAGGCAAAAUGGUAUAUGGAAAAUUUUCACUUGCUGAUCUGAGAAGAGUGGAAAAUAGAUACCAAGUCACUCCAAACGGAAACACAAUCCUCCAUGUGGCAGCUCUCUUUGGCCAACAGAAUUUUGUGGGAAAAGUCCUUCAGAUUAGCACAGCAUUAUUAUGUUAUAAAAAUAUGAAAAAUGAAACUGCGCUUCACAUUGCAGCUGAUUUAGGACAAAGUGAAGUGGUGAGAAAACUACUUAGCUUUGAAGGAGUGGAGACACUUGUGAGGAUGACGGAUGACAUUGGAGAUACGGCCUUGCACAAGGCCGUGAGAAGUGGACACGUUGACAUUGUCAGGAGUUUGAUGGAUUUAUUACAAAAUCCUGCACACGACUUCCCGGCCAAUAAGGCUGGGGAGACACCACUUUAUCUGGCCGCGGAGUCUGGUUUUCAUGAUGCUUUGAUUGAAAUCUUGAACGUUUGCAAGGAACCAACUUAUGUUACAGGUCCACUCAAUCGAACACCUCUACAUGCAGCCGUAUUUCAAGAACACACAGAAUGCGCGAGAGAACUGUGGGAAUGGAAUAAACCUUUAUGCGAACAACCUGAUGAUUGUGGUUGGAAUUCACUGCACUACCUCUACUUGUAUAACUUACACUCGGUUGCAUCGUUGUUUCCUCUGCCUUGAAACAGAGUUUGGUGUGGAUUUGAAUCGCUUGAUUUGAAUCGCAGUUUGAUCUUCCAAGAUCAUAGUGUGAUUUGCCUUGAUCUUCUUGUUAUCUUGUGAUUUGACUGGUUCUCGAGUGCCGACCACGUCCAGGGUGUAGGCUCGGAUCAUGACAUAUCCUCUCAGUGGUACUUCACCAUAAUUGACACCUCUGUCAGCUUGAUGUUAACAAUGUGUUUCUCUAGAAAAACCUGAAAGAGGAGGUGUACAUGGCACAACCUCCGGGGUUCACUAAUAAUGAUAAACCAACUCACAUAUGUCGGCUGUGCAAGACAAUCUAUGGAUUGAAACAAGCCUCGCAGGCAUGGUACAAUGCCUUCACAAGUUAUCUUUCAUCCACAAGUUUUUUUAAGACGAAAUCAGAUGCUUCGCUACUUGUCAGACAAGGUCUAGGUGAGACAACCUUCGCCCUUGUCUAUGUCAACGACAUUAUUGUCACUGGAAGCAACACUUUUCGUGUCGAUCAAGUUAUCGCUUCAGUUGCUUCUCAAUUCUCUAUGAAAGACUUAGGAAAUCUUCACUAUUUUCUUGGUGUUUAAGUUAUACGCAUCUCUGACAACUUAAUUCUCAUCCAAUCAAACUAUGUGAAUGAGAUUCCGAAUGAUGAGCUAAUGACCGAUUGCAAAAGUGUCCACACACCAAUGAGUGCAUCUGAGCUACACACAUUGUCUGAUGGCCCUCACCUUACUAAUACAACACGCUAUCAUCGGGUCUUCGGCAUGCUUCAAUACCUGUCUUUUACUAGACCAUACAUCGCCUAUGCGAUGAAUAAGUUAUCCCAAUUUAUGAAUGCAUCAUCAGAACUUCAUUGGAAAGUUGUAAAGCGUGUUCUCCGUUACUUGUGUGGAACUAUCUAGCUGGGCCUACAUGUAACCCCCAUCGAGGACUUCAAUGCAUGUAUACUCUGAUGAUGCAGAUUGAGGUUGGGACAUCUCUGAAGAGUUUCCACAUCUGGGUACAUCAUGCUCCUUUGUAUCAAUCUGAUUCUAGUCCUCGAAGAAGCAAAAUAAUGUCUCUCGCUCCUCCAUUAAAUCUGAGUAUAUGGCAGUUGUUAAUGCCCUUUCUGAAAUCCUGUGGGUUACCAAUCUUCUCACUAAGCUGCGUUUUUCAGUGCAUCAGUUGCCUACCAUUUAUUGUGACAAUCUUGGGGUCACAUUCAUGAGCAAAAAUCCUAUCCUCCAUAGCAGUGUGAAGCACAUUGCAGUUGAUUUUCACUUUGUUCACCACAAUGUAUACAUAAAAAGAAGUUCAGGCUGUUCAUGUCCAUGGUGCCUAUCAAAUCGCUAACACUCUCAUCAAGACACUGCAUAAACCUGCUUUCCAGCAAAAUCUAUUCAAGUUAGGCUCAGUGUCCCAUUGUCUAACUUGAAGGGGCGUAUUUGACACAGAACGACUCAGCCCUGUUAGUUCAGUUUUCUUAGGAUACUGCAUAAAUCAGUCAUUGUUUAUUUAUAUUACGUUAUUAGUGCUUGUUUAGGAGUCUUCUUAUUCUCUUCGUAAUUCAUUUUAAUACUCCUUUAUGUUCAUUAAUAAAA
Molecule: messenger RNA, 3124 nt
Organism: Solanum tuberosum (potato)
Lineage: Eukaryota; Viridiplantae; Streptophyta; Magnoliopsida; Solanales; Solanaceae
Product: ankyrin-3-like
Exons: 6
Coding region: 849-1550 (233 amino acids)
Molecular function (GO): protein binding
Source: RefSeq, a predicted model, not a curated record